AUGGAUCACCAACCUCAAUCCCAGGGAUUGACUCGUCUUUCCCCUGAUCUGAACGCCGGGCCCAAGCUCAAUUCUUACCUGCAACCGCAGCAAGUCCCGUCACAGUCGCAAUCGCAGCGACAGCCGUCUAGCUCGCCCUACCAGACGUCGCAGAAGGGGAGGCGACCUCUCUCCUACCAACCCCAGCCCACCUACCUCGAAGCCGGCCGACGCUCGAAUAACGCAUCGCCUCAGAGACGCCAGAGUCCUCUUCCUGGGCGCUUCAACGAGGAGUGGGACGCCAGCCAGCGCGGGAGCUCCAUCAUCGACGGCCGUCGUGGUCAAAGCCCCCCAGUCAUGUCUUCCACUGCGGCCGCCGGCCCAUCGGCCAUCCAGCGCUCCAACUCGGUCAACAGCUAUGCGGCUGGCGAUGAUCGAGCCUUGCCUCAGAGAGGCAAUACGCUGAAGAAGAAGGCUUCGCUGCGGCGCAGUGGCACCGGCAGCAUUGUGCGAUCCAGCAGCCGUCGCAGCGCACGAGCUGGCAGUGUCAGGAGCCUUGCCCUCCAGACUGCGACGGAUCCCGACGAGCUGCACAGCGCCUUCUUCUGCCCUGUUCCCACAAACGGAAAUCCCACCGAUGUGCUCGCCGCUAGAUUCCAGACCUGGAGAAAAAUGCUGAAAGACCUCAUCGCGUAUUAUCGUGAAGUACAGUCUCACUAUGAGCAAAAGUCCAAGUCGCUCGCCAAGCUCUCAAGCGUGGCCAACAACAUUUCGAACCCGACUUCGUUCCUCCAAACCGCCGGCAUCGAUGACGCCCUUCAGAUUAUCCGCAACUAUAACAAGCAGGCCCUUCAAGAGGCCACAAAGGCCAAGGAAAUCGAGGAGGAUGUCAUCCUAGCGCUUACUGGAUUGAGGAGCGACCUGCAGCAGAAAAUCAAGGAGAUUAAACACCUGGCCGGUGACUUCAAGAACUCUGUUGAUAAAGAAAUGGACGGCACCGGCAAGGCUGUCAAGGUCCUCUCCGAAGCGCUGGGAAAGAACGAGAUGGACACCUCCGCGACGACGGGCAAGCAGGAUCCAUACCUCCUCAGGCUGGCAGUCGAUCGCCAGAUUGAGCGCCAGAUCGACGAGGAAAACUACUUGCAUCAAGCCUAUCUCAACCUCGAAGGCUCAGGACGCGAGCUCGAAUCCAUCAUUGUAGGCGAAAUUCAAAAGGCCUACAAUGCUUACGCUGGUAUCCUCAAGCGCGAGGCCGACAAUGCUCACAGUGUGGUCGGAGAACUCCGCGAUGGACCAAUUGCGAUGCCCAAGGAUCAGGAGUGGGAGCAUUUUGUGGCCAACGAUAACCGAGUAGUCAACCCUAGCAUGCCAUUGCGCUCGGCCGAGCAGAUUCAUUACCCAGGCCAAGACCAUCUCUCGGCGCAAGAAAUCCGCGCCGGAUUACUGGAGCGCAAGAGCAAGUACUUGAAGAGUUAUACAGCAGGAUGGUAUGUACUUUCGACAACGCAUCUUCACGAAUUCAAGUCGGCAGACAAAGCACAAGCACCCAUAAUGUCCCUCUAUCUUCCGGAGCAAAAACUAGGAUCCCGCUCCAGCGGUGAAGGCCCUUCCAACAAGUUUCUUCUCAAGGGACGACAGACUGGCGCCAUGCACCGAGGCCAUACCUGGGUGUUCCGAGCCGAAAGCCAUGAUACGAUGAUGGCUUGGUACGAGGACAUCAGGGCUUUGACGGAAACAUCCCCAGAGGAGCGAACGGCAUUUGUGCGAUCUCACUCAAGGCGAAGCACGAGCCGAUCAUCGCACAGGUCAGCUAGCAGCGACGGACUCGAUGAGGAAGAAGACGAAGAGCCAUUUACCGCGACCGAGCAAGACGUCACGCCAGGACCUCGAACAGACAUAGCCGCGCGGCGACCCCAACCAGGUGGGCGGUUUCCAUCCGAUAUACAAGUCAAUGCACAACGAGGCUUACAGGUGCCUCAAUCCCCGUCUAGCGUAGGAUCCAGCCAGGAGCCACAAGCCGGGGUGAUUGCUGCAGCAACUGCGAUACCAGGAUCAGGCACGGAUGCCUAUGCUCCGGAUAAGUUGACACGGCACGACGAAGGCCACCCAGAGUACGGACAAAGAGGCGAGACCCCAAUAUCAAACGUGCAUGCACAAGCAGUUGCUGCCGACCACGAGGCCCAGGUCGACGGCGUCAACCCCUACACAAGCGAGCCAGUGGAUCAGAGCCAAAGCCAUCACCGAAACGUCUUUGUGACGCCACUCAUCAUCCCCGGCACUCGUCAGCCGGUCAACGGCAUUGGUGGCAACAGAGCUCUUAGCCCAGAACAGCAACACAAUGCAGUUGCUGUCAACGGAGUCGAGACGAACGAUAUCAACGGCGGACACUACAAAAAUGUCGGAGGCGCAGGAGCUCUGUCCCCGGAUGCAAUUCCCAGGUCUGAGGUCCAGCCUGAUGAAUCAGGACUGCAAGUUCUUCCCGGCCAGGGAGACUCUGCACAGCCAGUGGGUGGUCUCAACCCGGUUCGUGGCAUCAACGAUGAGAGAGCGGCUAGUUCGGUGACGGUGUCGGACCUACCGAUGCCAGGCAGCUUUCCUUAA
Molecule: messenger RNA, 2580 nt
Organism: Trichoderma breve
Lineage: Eukaryota; Fungi; Ascomycota; Sordariomycetes; Hypocreales; Hypocreaceae
Exons: 3
Coding region: 1-2580 (859 amino acids)
Source: RefSeq, a predicted model, not a curated record